Vicia faba (fava bean) is the source of this 3252-nucleotide messenger RNA. NCBI's taxonomy places the organism in Eukaryota, Viridiplantae, Streptophyta, Magnoliopsida, Fabales, Fabaceae. The record is from the annotation of a GenBank genome assembly.
AUGGAAGGAGUUUCAAGUAGAACUCGUAGCAAGAACAUUCCUCGCUCGCUUCAUGGAUCAUCAAAGCGGAUAAAGAAAGAGGAAGCUGAUAUGUCUUUUGCUGCUUCUUGUUCUAAAAAAAGAAAGCCAUUUGUGUUGCCUCCAGAUGCUCAAGUUAUUUUGAUUGAUGAUGAUGUUAAAGAAGAAGUAGAAAGUGAAGAAAAUGGUGGGUUUGUUGAUGAAAAGCCGACUGUUAUAUGUUUAGAUGAAUCCGGUGAAAGUGAUGAACAAGAUUCAGAUUCUGAUGAACGUGAGGAAAAUGAUUCAAGUGAUGAAGAUUUUGACAUAAAUGAAGUGAAUGAAGUUUCUGAGAGUGAUGAAGAUGGUUCAUCAUCUUGCUCUUCUUACGUGGAUGAAGCAAAUGCAAAGAGAGACGGUUCACAGAAAUACUUGGAUGUGGUGGGGGAGAUGGUGAGAAAGGUAAUGGAUGAUGAAACAAGUGGUAUUUCAGAGAAGAAAACGAUUAAGAAUAGUGAUGAUGAGAAAAGUGAAACUUCAAAGAGGAAGAAAAAGGUUAAGAGUAGUGAUCGUGAAAAAAGUGAAACUUCAAAGAGGAAGAAGAAGAUUAAGAGUAGUGAUGAUGAAAAAAGUGAGAUUUCAGAGAAGAAAAAGGUUAAGAGAAGUGAUGAUGAAUCGGAGCAUGAAGAUGAUGGUAGUGUAACAAAAACUACUAAGAAGGGUUUUAUUCAUCCAAUGGAGGGUUGUUCAUCUUCCUCUAAUCUGAAUGUAGCAUCACAGACAAAAAAGGAAAAAAAUGUCUCUGAUGAAGGUAUAGGUGAUGGUGAAGCAAGUGGUUGUACGAUUCAAACAGAAGAGAAAGUGAUCAAGAACAAAGGAAGAGAUUAUAAAGGUAAAGCCACCAUCCAAAAUGAGAGGAAAAAGGCAACAGUUGCUGCUAACAAAGGUUUGAAUCAGAAGGGCAAAAACACAUUUUUUACGCGCAAGGAGUUGCGUUUAUUCGAACUCCUUGCUGAAUUCUACUGGGGAAACAAGGAUAAUACAGUUAAGAAUGAUUCAACUCCGUUAGAGGUGAAGAAUGAUGAAACACGGAUACCGCCGGCUUCUGUGGAGACGCGUCCAUUGAUAUGGAGCCUUAAAAAGAAGGAAGUAGUGCAGAAGAGUAAGGAGGAGGAGGAGGCGGCUCAGUUAUGGGAUGAACUGGAGAGAUCACUGAGAGAAAUGGAAGCCGAAUCAAUGAUUGGAAAAUAUGAAACUAGUCAUGAAAAUUUGGGAAAUCCAUCCACUAGCUGUGAGCAUGACCUUCGUCUCGACGAGGAGAUCGGUGUAUACUGCAGAUUAUGCCGCUGGGUCGAAACUGAGAUUCGAUAUGUCUCCGAACAAGUAGUGGAUAAAUUUCCCAAUGAAGGUUCUAGAAAAAGAGCUUCAUUUGAUGAUGUAAAUGUGUCACAUUUUGAUGGAUCACAGUUCAAUUUUUUUGAUAAUUAUUCAGAUCAGUCAAAUUUCUUUGAUGAUCAAGGCACUGUUUGGGAGCUGAUACCUGAUGUGAAGCAGAGCUUGUAUCCUCACCAACAAGAAGGCUUUGAAUUCAUGUGGAAAAACUUGGCAGGAAGCAUUGAUCUUCACAAGUUAAAGAGCGCAGAUACUCAAAGCGAGGGUGGCUGCAUUAUCUCGCACGCUCCUGGAACUGGAAAGACUAGGCUGACUAUAGUCUUUCUCGGGACUUAUCUGAAAGUUUUCCCGAAAUGCUUGCCUGUUAUAGUUGCUCCAGCGAGUUUGUUGCUUACUUGGGAAGAGGAGUUCAGGAAAUGGGACAUUGGAGUUCCAUUUCAUAAUUUGGGCAAUCUUGAGUUAUCCGGUAAAGAGCAUGCUGAUGCCCUUAAUUUGCUUGGUCGGUCUAAUAGCGCGGAUACAACCCGGAUGGCGAAACUGAUUUCAUGGAACAAAGAAAGGAGCAUUCUAGGAAUCAGUUACAAUUUGUAUGAGAAGCUAGCCGGAGGAGGAGGAGGAUCUCACGACAAGAAAAAUGAAAAACAAGAAAUUAUGGGAAAUGUUUUGCGUGAGAAACCGGGUUUACUCGUGCUAGAUGAAGGACACACUCCGAGAAAUCAGACAAGUGGUAUUUGGAAGGUGUUGUCCAAGAGUCAAUCAAAGAAGCGAAUCAUACUUUCGGGAACUCCUUUCCAGAACAAUUUCUUGGAGCUGUAUAACACUUUGAGCUUAGUGAAGCCUUCUUUUCCUAACACAUUACCAGAUGAGCUGAAAAAGUUUUGCCAGAAGCCGGAACAGAAAAAACCGACGAAAGAAUGGAUUUGGCAACCAGAUUCAGCUUCUGAUGAUAAGAUCAAGCAGUUGAAAUUGCUUAUGGAUCCCUUAGUUCAUGUUCACAAAGGUGCGAUCCUUCAAAAGAAGCUUCCCGGGAUAAGGAAUCGUGUGCUGAGAUUGAAACCGGAUAGCUUACAAAAGCAAACGAUUGAGAGCAUUCAAAGUUCUCAGAGUAAUUUCACCUUUGAGCAUAAGCUGACAAUGGCAUCCAUUCAUCCGUCGCUUUUGCUCGAAUGCGUUCUUUUGGAAAAAGAGGAAUCCGUUCUGGACAAGGAGCAGCUAGAAAAGGUUAGAUUGGACCCCAACAGAGGUGUCAAGACAAAGUUUCUGGUGGAGUUUGUUAGACUCUGUGAUGCUGCAAAUGAGAAAGUUCUCGUGUUCAGUCAAUUCAUCAAACCAUUACGCUUAAUUAUAGACCAAUUAAGCUUGGCUUAUAAAUGGACAGAAGGGAAGGAAAUGCUGUUCAUGGAUGGAGAGGUUGAUCUUCAGGGCAGGCAAUCCAUUAUCGACAACUUCAACGGGACCAAUUGUCAAGCUAAGAUUCUACUUGCAUCUGUAAAAGCAAAUUCCGAGGGAAUCAGCUUAGUUGGAGCGUCGAGAGUUGUACUGCUGGAUGUUGUAUGGAAUCCGUCUGUGAAAAAGCAGGCUAUCAGCAGAGCGUAUCGGAUUGGACAGAAGCGGGUUGUAUACACUUACCAUCUGCUCAUUGAAGGUACUACCGAGUGCGUGAAACAUUGUAAGCAGGCGGAAAAGGAUCGAUUAUCUGAACUUGUUUUCCAAGGUAAGAAUAAUGAUAAUGAUGAGUUGGAGAAGUGUGCUGUGAAGUUUGAAGACAGUGUUCUUGAUAAAAUGAUACAUCACAAAGAGCUCAAAGACAUGUUUGUUGAGGGAGAAAGUUCAGCCAAAGGAGCGAGAUUUCGAGAUCUAUAA